Molecule: messenger RNA, 2399 nt
Organism: Salvia miltiorrhiza (redroot sage)
Lineage: Eukaryota; Viridiplantae; Streptophyta; Magnoliopsida; Lamiales; Lamiaceae
Product: type I inositol polyphosphate 5-phosphatase 2
Biological process (GO): phosphatidylinositol dephosphorylation
Molecular function (GO): phosphatidylinositol-4,5-bisphosphate 5-phosphatase activity; inositol-polyphosphate 5-phosphatase activity; phosphatidylinositol-3,4,5-trisphosphate 5-phosphatase activity
Source: RefSeq, a predicted model, not a curated record
UAUAUUUUUGGGGCCCCAAUUUGUAAUGGGGUUGGUGUUCUCUUGAGUUUUCAAUGGAAAUCAUGCCUUUUGAAUUUCAACAUGAAAACGACCCCAUAUAUCUCUGGACCAUCAAAGAAAAAGAAAAAAAAAAAAGAAGAAAUUAUUAUGCAAGUUGUGGCAGUGGAUGCCUCUUGAGCUUGACCAUUACUUUAUUGUUUUCCCUUUCUCAUCUGUCAUCACUCGUUUGGUACAAGCUAUAAAGCACGAAUCUUCCUUGAAUUUGGCAUCAAACGAGGAGGUGGCCUAACAAAUGUGGGCGUAUAUAUAUCUGCCAAGUCAUUGGAUUCGUUGCAGCAUUUGUGGAUUCCUUUUGAUCCCAGCAUGAAGAGUAGAAGAGGAAAGCGGUCUGAGCCGUUUUGGCCCUCCAUUAUGAUGAAAAAAUGGCUGAAUAUAAAGCCGAAGGUUUAUGAUUUCAGUGAAGAUGAAGUUGACACAGAGAGCGAAGAUGAUGCUUGCUCGUGUAAAGAUGAAGCUAUUAUGCUCGAUGAUCAUGUCGAUACGACGAGGGGAUGUCAAUCUGCUUGCUCAACCAAAACUACAGGAGGUAAACCACCAACAGGAUUCUCAAUGAAACACCGGAGAGGAAAAUCAGAAACUCUGCGGCUUCAGUAUAUAAAUACAAAAGAUGUGAGGGUAAAUAUAGGUACUUGGAAUGUUGCUGGAAGAAUUCCAGAUGAUGAUCUUGAUAUUGAUGAAUGGCUUUGUAUGCAAGAGCCAGCUGACAUGUACAUUUUCGGCUUCCAGGAAGUGGUUCCCUUAAGUGCAGGCAAUGUACUUGUUGCCGAAAGUAGAAGGCCGAUCUCCAAAUGGGAGGCUAUCAUCCGCAGAACAUUGAACAGGUCAGUGGAACCCGAAACCAAGCAUAAAAGCUACAGCGCACCGCCCUCUCCUGUUUUCAGGACUUCCUCUGCUUCUGAUACAUUGGCUGAGGAGGAAGAUGCUCCUACACUUGACAUAUUUGUGGAUAAUUCUGGAGGCGCCACCAUGGACAGUGACUCGAAGGUCAGCGGGAAGAACAUUCAGUCGAAGAGAAUCUCUGAUAUUAUCUGGGACAACAGAUUGGACUGGCCAGAACAAUCACUUGAUGCUACAUCUCAUCAAGCUUUAUCUUCUAGCUCUCAUUUACGAAGGGUGCUCAGUAGUUCAGCAAGAAUAGGAUGGAUGAAUAAUGGUCUUACCUCCAGCCCUCAAAGAUUAAAGAGAAUGCACCGGAGCUUUGGAAAUCUACAGACGAUCCACAUGGAUCAACAAGAUGAGUUCGAUGAAGUUGUGGAUUAUCUGUCAGAAGAGUUGGAUGAAAUUCCUGGAGAGGAAGAAGAUUGUUUUGCAGAAAUGUCAGAUUUCAGAAAUGAGAAUGCAAUGUCAAGCACUCCAAGAAAGUCACAGUCAGUGUAUGUACGGAUCGUGAGUAAACAGAUGGUUGGAAUAUAUGUGUCAGUGUGGGUGCGGAGAAGGCUAAGGCGACACAUAAACCACUUGAAGGUCUCCCCAGUUGGAGUGGGGCUUAUGGGCUACAUGGGCAACAAGGGAUCCGUUUCGAUAAGUAUGUCACUCUUCCAUAGUCGUCUAUGCUUCGUCUGCUCUCAUCUAACCUCUGGUGAAAAGUAUGGCGCUGAGCAAAGGCGUAACUCUGAUGUUCUUGAAAUCAUAAGGCGGACUCAUUUCUCAACCCUCUUCGACAUUGAUCAGCCACAGACAAUCCCGUCUCAUGACAAGAUAUUCUGGUUUGGGGACUUGAAUUAUCGGAUCAAUAUGUCGGAUUCAGAAGUGAGAAAGCUUGUCGAAAAAAAGCAGUGGGCUGUGCUUCUCAACCACGAUCAGUUAAGCAAGGAACUUCGAAAUGGACAUGUGUUUGAUGGGUGGAAAGAGGGGAUCAUCAACUUUGCCCCAACUUACAAGUAUGAGAUCAACUCUGAUAGAUAUGUUGGUCAAAAUCCUAAAGCAGAAAAGAAGAGAUCUCCAGCAUGGUGCGACCGUAUACUUUGGUUUGGUAAAGGCAUUAAGCAGCUGUGUUACGAGCGAUCAGAGAUGAGGCUAUCAGAUCAUCGAGCUGUGAGUUCUUCGUUCUUGGUCGAAGUUGAGAUAUUUGAUCAGCGGAAGCUCAAAAAGGCACUCAACUAUUCAAGUGCAGUGGUACAUCCAGAGUUUUUCCUCAGCCAAGCUCAAGAAUAUUAACCUUGAGAUUCAUAGCUAGCUCUACAAGUGUUUGUGAUGUUUUUCAGUUGUUCUGAUUUGGCUCUACUUGAGCAUCUAUGCCUUGUUUAAAGACAUUAUAUCAUAUACCAAUUUUCCCUGACCAAUUACAACAUGCACUAUGUAUUUAACUUCUUCUAUGACUUGAACAUUUUCUUUUAUUA